AUGUCUCAACCUCAUUUUCCUAGAAGCUCGAACAGUAUGCCGAGACUGUCCAGUUCUGUGCCGAGAUUGCCCAAUUCUAUGGCGAAGAUGUCAUUUUCAGAUAAUGAUGCUGGUGAUAUGUUCAAGCAAUACCACAGCCUGUCUCAACACUUUUUUGACAAAUUCCAAGGGCAAACUGGUAGCACACCAAUUAUACAAAAACCGGCUCCUUUUAAGAUGCGAUGGAUCAACGGCUUCAAUCAUAGGGUUGGGGUGAUAAACCUGAAUGACAAAGGCAGCACCAUACUGUUCUACUCGGCCUCCAACUGCGGAGUGAUAUACAACUGGUCGACACAUCACAUGUGGCUUCUACAGGGACACAGACAUAUGAUCACAUGCAUAGCGGCGGACGACAACGGUCGAUGGCUGGUGACAGCCGACUCCGGCUCAGAAAACGUGCUUAUAAUAUGGGAUGUCAAAGAUCUAUUUCCGCAGAAGACAUUUUUUUCCCCACACGGCAGCGCUAAAAUCGCCAAAGUGGCAUUGAGUGGUGACGCCAAGUAUUUAUUGUCUCUGGCAUACUCUGCAGAGAAAACGUCGCUGUACUUUUGGAUCUGGUCUCAUGGACAAGACUUUCCACAUGCGAUUUAUGAAACAACUACUAUCCCUCGAGAUAGCAUUAUUGUGAUGGGUUUUAAUCCAUCAAAAUCGGAACAGUUUCUGAUGAUGACCAGAACCAAUAUUUUAAUUGGCGUUUCAAAAAAAGUCGUAGUAGUUGAGCGCGGGAUCUCAAGAGAGACAAACCGCUGGGAAAUAAUAGUAAAAAGUAUGGAUGCAGUGAAUCCAGAAUAUGGGAAGCUGAUGUGCUAUACUUUCGUGAAGGGGACCUCUCAGAUUUUGUUGGGUACCACAAGGGGUGCGGUGCUCGUGUAUGGGUACACCAUCGAGUACAAAGCCAACCUAGAGCCUAUGAACAUUGAUAACCUGAGAUAUAUCAAGAUGCUGAAGUUGAAUAAGAAGCUGAUUCAUGUCAUCAAGAAUAUUGAUGGUGUAAUAGUGACGGGCAACAGCUGCGGCGAGAUCCACUUCUAUGAUGAACAGCUGAAGUUGCUGUACUGGGUGCACGGGUUCACGGUGGACCGGGUGAAGGCGCUGAGCUUCAACAUAUCCCCCAGGAGCUCCGUUAUACUUGAUCCGAAGUGUAACAAGAUUUGUCCCUGCUGGGAGAAAGUAGAGGUUGAUAAAGACCCAGACACAGGCGAGGUAAAGCAGAAACUAAUAAAGAUGCGGUUGCCUUCAGACGCUACCGUCGACGGCAAGCCGUUCCUAGUCAGGGACUUCAUAAUCACCACGUAUAACCAGGGAGUGGGCUUCGUGGACUUCGUGACUGAGAAGUAUACAACUAUCCUGGACCACAACCGAUCCUUAAUCAUGACCAUAUCCGUGCACCCAGAAAAGAGCCUAAUAUGCCUUGGUUACAAGAACGGCAGGGUGGAACUAUUCGACUUCUGCCGCCACAAGCUGAUCAAACGCCUGAACUUGAGGCACACGUUCACUGUGGUCAUACCGCCUAACGAAGACUCCAUCAACUGCAACUUUGCAAUCACCGUGCCUGAACUGUCCGUCACCUGCCUCAAAUACUCGCCUUCAGGCUUGCACCUGGCUUGCGGUUUGAACACAGGCCAGCUUCUGUUCCUCGACCCAUCCACCAUCGAUAUCCGCACCCCGACGCCAUUCUCCGACACCAAAAGUGACAUCAUGUUCAUAUGCUUCAGUCAGGACUCCAUCACGCUCGCCACUGCUGACGCUUUCCGCACCGUUUGUGUGUACAAGUACAACUGUGAAACGUUCAAGUGGGUGUUUAUUGGUAAACAUAGGUCGCACUACAGAGAUAUUACCGCCCUCGUCUUCGUGCCCAGUAACACUAAUGGAGGAGAAUAUAAGUUGCUAUCGUUCGGGUUGGACCGCAGUAUGGUGGAGUACGACAUUGCCAACAGUAAGCAAGAGUACCUUGAGAUAGCCAGCCUGGAUCGUGUAGAGCAAUCGGCCGUGCCACUGGCAGCUAUCCCGUGGCCCACACCGGCAGAGCUUAACCCGGAAGAAUACAGAACUGAUUUACCGAUGAUACUGAUGGCAAAUGAUGAGUUCAAGUACAAGAUAGUUAACUACGCAACAACGAUGACGUUGUCAACUGUACUAGGUCCGAGGUACGAUCACCCGGUCAGCAAAAUGCAGUUGGUUACUCAUAAAAAGGGAGAAGAGACGAAAAAGUACUUACUGUUUAGUUGUAGAGAGGUUAUUGGCCUACAGAAGUUGCCACUCGAUGGAAAUCCUUGGAAACACGUUGGACUACUGGGACAUCCAAUUAAGGUUAGGUCCGUAGAAACGACAACAAAGUGCGGGGGAUCGGACUUGGAUCCAUACUACUGCCUUGUGGAGGACGGGCGGCCUGGCUGGCUGUUUCAAGAGAUACGCGACCUCUUCUACUACAUCCAGAUUCUCUGCCAAGGCACCUUCUCACCAGCUAGGAGACAGGUCAAGGAUUAUAUUCCAAUAGACUCACUGCCUGAUCUCAUGAGGGCUCUAGGAUUCUUUCCUUCUGAAUAUGAGGUGGAAAAUCUUUUAAUCGAAGCAAAGUAUAAAGUGUAUCUUCACACUCCAGUUACGGAAAUAGAUUUUGAGGAGUUUGUAAAACUGUACCUGAACCAUCGGCCAGUGUUUGGCGAGGACUUUAAGCGGCUGCGCUUAGCAUUCCGCACUUUCGCCAACAUCGGAAAGGAUGGAUUCUCUAUAAAACGAAACGAUUUCAUUGAAAUACUCACUACUAAUGGGAGGAGUCACCGUUCCUUAUCUCCGGCUUGCCUUCAUUGGCUGGCCGGAGUGAACGAUGACGAGGAACAGGUCUCCCACCUCUGGCUUGCCUUCAGUGGCCGUCCAGAGUUGAGUCGCGAGGGUAGUGAUCCUGCUCGGAGGGUGGAAGCUGUUCGUGAGUACUUUUCUCGGGAAUUGUGCUGGUACUUGCUGACUAUCCUGGCCGGGCACAGCAUCGAAGACAGAGCUCUUAUCAGUGAAGAUGACUUCUCAUUCUUACCAGAGAAAAUCAACUUCUCAGACUUUCUGACAGAGAUAAUUGGCAUACAAGAAAUGGAGAAUGUGUCGGACUCAUACUCUGGUAUGGAGUCUAUGGUCUCCAUACAUACAAUCACAUCAUACGAGUCUAAUGAUUAA
Molecule: messenger RNA, 3207 nt
Organism: Spodoptera exigua (beet armyworm)
Lineage: Eukaryota; Metazoa; Arthropoda; Insecta; Lepidoptera; Noctuidae
Source: the annotation of a GenBank genome assembly